This is a messenger RNA of Aspergillus puulaauensis, 1446 nucleotides long. Its product is annotated as Zn(II)2Cys6 transcription factor. The coding region runs from base 1 to 1446 and encodes 481 amino acids. Gene Ontology annotation, biological process: DNA-templated transcription; regulation of DNA-templated transcription. Gene Ontology annotation, molecular function: DNA-binding transcription factor activity, RNA polymerase II-specific; zinc ion binding; DNA binding. NCBI's taxonomy places the organism in Eukaryota, Fungi, Ascomycota, Eurotiomycetes, Eurotiales, Aspergillaceae. The transcript is spliced from 2 exons. The record is from RefSeq and is a predicted model, not a curated record.
AUGUCGUCCAAAAGAAUCCCAUGCGACCAAUGUCGCGCGCGUCGAGUGCGCUGUGACGGGCUUCUUCCCUGCAGCCCCUGCCAGCACACACGCCUUGCCUGCAAACGCGAAUACGUGCGGAAACAACGCGGCCCCAAAGGCGGCAGCGGGAAGAAGAUCGAAGAGCUGAGGGUGGCUCAGAAUGAGGAACUAAAAGAUCACCUAUGUCCAGAAAACGUCCCACGGCUGAUGAAACGCUGUGUCGACGUAUAUCUCCGCCAAAUGUACCCCGUCAUGCCCCUUUGCAGACCAUCGACGCUGGUCCAAUGGGCUGGUCGACCGCUGGAACUGGAACCCAACGAGGAAAGCAUGUUGUUCGCUCUAUGCGCCCUGGUCACCGCGUUUCUGUGCGGGCGUAGCGAAUCCAUCAUCGGCUGCGGAGAAUGGGCAUCAGCGUCGCAGCGACUACUCGAGAAAAGUCUCUCCAUGCGGUCCGCGUACAAUUUCAUCGAGGACGGCACUGUGCUGACGCUUCUCGCGUCGUUCUUCGUUGCAGUGACGCAUUUUGAACUGCAUAAUGCUCGCCAGAGCUGGUUUUAUCUCCGCGAAGCUAUCACCCUGGCGCAGGCCCUUGGGCUGCAUACGGACGAGUUCUACUGUGGACUGGAUUACGUGGACGCAUUUUAUUGUCGCCGCAUCUACAACAUCCUCUUCGUCACCGAGAGAUCCUUCGCGAUAGCAAGACAGAAACCAGUCUUUUUGCAGGGCCCGUUGGAGCUCCUUCCUGUUCCCGAGUCUGAUGCUGGACUUGAAGAACAGCCGGAAAUUGACCUGGAAUUCCGCCAACUUGUGCGCGUUUACUCGGAGAUUGGUAUUGAUUUCUUCCACUUCUGGAGUCGCACGGGAUCAAACAGCAGCAAGUCAUGGAAAUUGCGUGGUUCGGACUUGCGUCUUAACAGUGACUACUGCGUGGCCAUGUCCGAGACCCAGAAGGCCGAUAUCCUUGUUACACAGCACUGGCUAGAUCUUAUUCUAUGGCGAGCAGCCCUAGAGCAGGGCUUGCUUUCUACCGGGGCCGAGUCCCGGUCUAGGACAUUUUCCUACCCGGAGGACAUUGCCUUAUCCUUACUGAAGACAUUAACAGCGCUCCCGCAGGAGUCGGUGGAAGUGCACGGACUAGGAAUUUUUGAAAAAAUAAACGAUGUAGGAAAUACCCUGGCCGACUUCAUCCAGUGCUCGACAAACUUGACGGGCUGGACAGCGACAACGGCACAGAACUUGGAUCGGCUUGGGUCGAUCCAGAAACAUCUGUCCCUGAGUCCAAACUCACACACGCUGUUUGCUGGGUCUCUGGGGAGGCGAUUAGCUGAGUGUUACCACAACAAGGCCUCCAUGCUUGAUAUGUUACUCAUUGCAGACGAGGAUGCCGAAACAGACGAACAGGAGACGAACGAUUUCCAUGUGUGA